Messenger RNA from Dromaius novaehollandiae (emu), 545 nucleotides. RefSeq names its product small integral membrane protein 44 (gene SMIM44). Lineage: Eukaryota; Metazoa; Chordata; Aves; Casuariiformes; Dromaiidae. The record is from RefSeq and is a predicted model, not a curated record. The transcript is spliced from 2 exons. Bases 9 to 437 code for a protein of 142 amino acids.
UCCCAGGCAUGGGGGGAGCCCUGGAGCUGCGGCGCCUGCUGCAGGCACCCCCCGAAGAGGACGGGGUGCUGUACGUGGACUACAAGCCCCCGGCCCUGGACAGCAUCCGCCUGCCCCGCUACGUCCUCUACCUGAUGAUGGCGGCCGCGCUGGUGCUGGCGGUGGCAUACGCCAUCGUGGGCCACCUCAUCAAGGACCUGAUGCACGACUUCGCCGACUGGGCUUUCGGGCCCAAGGCGGAGGAGGAGAAGGCAGUGAUGGCUGAAGGGAGCGUCCUGGACGUGGAGUGGCUGGAGGAGGACGGGGCCGCGGCGGCGGAGCGGGAGGGCGAAGGCACCGGAGCGCUGCCAGGCAUGGAAAGCGCCCCGCUGCCGCCCUCUGCCGCCCCGCGCAGCUCCAUCUCCUUCGCGGACCCCCCCAAGAAGAGGCUCUUCUAGGGCUCGGGGCCGUCCCGCGCCUCCUGGGACCACAGUGGUGCCUCGCGGUCAGAGCGCGGGGCGGCUCAUGGACACGUGUCCCGGGCGUCCCACAUCCACCCGGCACUU